This is a messenger RNA of Entrophospora sp. SA101, 869 nucleotides long. The record is from the annotation of a GenBank genome assembly. Lineage: Eukaryota; Fungi; Glomeromycota; Glomeromycetes; Entrophosporales; Entrophosporaceae.
GUAGUAAACCAAAAGGAAUACUUAAAAAACCAUCAGUUAAUUUUCAAUCAAAACAACCAAGAUUAACAUGGGAUGAAGAUAAUAUUCAAUUGACUGAAGGACAAAAAGAUUCUACAAUGAAAAUCACUGAACCAAAGACACCUUAUAUUCAUUACAAUCAAGAAACCGAUGAAAUAAUGACAGAUCUCGAAAGUUUAGGUUUAGCAUUAGGAGGAGGGGGAAGAAGGUCGUCAUCUAACAGUAUUUCACCUGAUGGGUCACUCUUUUCCACGUCUCCCUCAUCUGCGCAUUUCCCAGAUUCAAUUAAAGGUGAAUGGGAUUCUGAUACAGAGGAAGAUGAAGAAGUUGCACGUUUUCUAUCAUAUUUGGGUAAAUCACUUGAGCCAUAUUCAACCCAGAAUAAAUUAUUAUCAUUUCUAACAACACCAACAUCAACUUGUGAUAAAACAGCAAUUCUUCAUUUACCAAAUGAUCUUAAACAAGUUUGUCCAGUUUUUAAAUUUGCCGUCACAACUGAUAAUAAGUAUAGAGAUGAUGGAGAUGUAGCUACAAAUGAUGACAAUUUCAAUAAUUUAGAGAAUAUACAAGUGCUUGUCAAUCUAAAGAUAGAGCUAAAUUAUGUUGAUCCAUUAAAAGAGUAUUUGGUUGUGAUAUUGGACAAGGAAAAUGGAGAAAUUUUGGAAAUUUUCACUGACAAAGGAGAGGAUGAUCGUAAUAUUGAACCAACAUUUGAAGAUGUGAUGGUUUCAUGGAUGGCGGUUAUGAUUUGGUGUGGUCAGAUUGUAGUCAGGAGUUUGUUAACGUUCAGAAAGCCUAUUAAUAGAUACAGAUUAUCUCAUAAAAUUUAUAAGUUAAUUAAGCAACGUUAA